GAAAGUGCAAAUAAUGAAUGCUCUGCUUCUCCCUCCACCGUCCGCCACCACCGCUCGCUUCCUCCGCGGCCUCAAUUUCUCUCAACCAUCACUCUCCACCUCCUCUUAUAAGCACUCUCCUCUCCGUUCAUCCGUCACCUCACUCUCCUUAUCGGAAGACGAUGUAGUUACAGAAGACGACGGCGUUUCACCCUACUCCCACAGCCGGUACGACUUUGCCCCUUUGCUUCAAUUCCUCUCGAAUUAUAGCUUUGAUGAUAACGAUUCAGCAUACUCGGACCCAACCGACUCACAACUCGCCGAGUCAUAUCGAUUAGUCCCAGCUUCACUAUGGCAUUACCUUCUCAAAUCCCUAGCAUCUUCCCCUUCUUCAUCGACCUCGAUUUCAACCACCUACGCGCUCGUUGAUUGGCUCCAUAGGCACAAUCUCUGCUUCUCGUAUGAAUUACUGUACUCGAUCUUAAUCCACUCGCUCGGACACUCCGAGAUGUUAUACGAAGCUUUUUUGCUCUCACAGAAACAAACCCUAACUCCAUUAACUUACAACGUUCUCAUAGGUGCGUGCGCGCGAAACGAUGACUUGGAGAAAGCCGUUAUCCUGAUGAACAAAAUGCGCGGGGAGGGUUACCAGUCGGAUUCUGUGAACUACAGUUUAAUCAUUCAAUCACUGGUUCGUAACAACCAAAUCGACUCGAAUUUAUUGGAUAAGUUAUACAAAGAAAUGAUAUCAGAUGCAAUCGAGCUAGAUGUGCAGUUAUUGAAUGACAUAGUUUUAGGAUUCACGAAAUCAGGCGACGUUGACAGAGCUAUGCAGUUUCUAGGUAUGAUUCAAGGGUAUGGACUGACUCCCAAAACCUCCACCGUGGUUUCCAUUAUCUCAGAGCUGGGCAGUUUGGGGAGAGCUGAAGAGGCCGAAGCUGUUUUUGAAGAGAUCAAGGAAGGCGGAUUGAGACCUAGAACCAGAGCUUACAAUGCUGUGCUAAAAGCAUAUGUGAAAAACGGUGAUCUGAGGGAUGCAGAGUGGAUAGUGAAUGAAAUGGAGAGAAAUGGUGUUUCUCCAGAUGAACAUACUUACAGCCUUUUGAUUGAUGCUUAUGGGAACGCAGGCAGGUGGGAGAGUGCAAGAAUCGUGUUGAAAGAGAUGGAAGCAAACAACGUAAAGCCAAAUUCAUAUGUUUUCAGUAGAAUUAUAGUGAGUUAUCGUGACAGAGGUGAGUGGCAAAGAUUGUUUCAAGUUCUAAAGGAGAUGCAGAAGUGUGGUGUGAAACCAGAUAGACAAUUCUACAAUGUUAUGAUUGAUACAUUUGGUAAGUACAAUUGUCUUGAUCAUGCAUUGGGUAUAUUGGAAAGAAUGAGAAAUGAAGGUAUUGAACCUGAUAAUGUUACCUGGAACACACUCAUCGAUUGUCAUUGUAAAUCUGGAAAUCAUAACAAAGCAGAGGAACUGUUUGAUGAAAUGCAGCAAAGAGGGUGUUUGCCUUGUAUUGCAACAUAUAACAUCAUGAUCAACUCAUUUGGUGAACAGGAAAGGUGGGAGGGAGUAAGGAGCUUGUUGAGAAAGAUGAAAACUCAAAACUUGCAGCCUAAUGUCAUAACUUAUACUACACUGGUUGACAUAUAUGGACAAUCCGGAAGGUUCAUGGAUGCCACUGAAUGCUUAGAGGAUAUGAAAGCUUCUGGCUUGAAGCCGACUUCAACAAUUUAUAAUGCCUUGAUUAACGCAUAUGCUCAAAGGGGUUUAUCUGAUGAUGCACUGAAUGCAUUUAGGAUGAUGAGAAGUGAUGGUUUAAAGCCUAGUAAUUUAGCUCUUAAUGCAUUAAUAAACGCGUUUUGUGAGGAUAGAAGAGAUGUUGAAGCCUUUGCAAUUUUGAGAUCAAUGAAGGAAAAUGACUUAAAACCGGAUGUGGUGACAUAUACCACUCUUAUGAAAGCUUUAAUUCGCGUGGAGAAAUUUGAAGAGGUCCCUGGAGUUUAUGAAGAGAUGAUAAUGUCUGGAUGCACUCCAGACCGAAAAGCUAGGGCUAAGUUACGGUCUGCGUUGAAGUAUAUGAGACAACGAUUGAAAUCACAAACCCUUUAGCCAGGUCACCACUUUGUGGGCCCUACUUUCUGUCUCAACAAAUGAGCAUACAGAUAAGAAAAGCUUGUUACAUUUGUAGCAUACUUGCACAUAACUUGAUAUUGUAACAUCAACAUGCAACAAAACAACCAUUUUUUGAUACACAUAUUUAAAGUGACUUGAAAAAUCAUUAUUACACAACUUUCUUGUUGUAUUAUUGAUUUCAUGGAGUAACGGGAGGCAAAUUGGAUCUACUGCUACUACUCUUUGGGAUCCUGGAACAGAACAUAAACAUCAACAAAAAUGAAGAUAGCAAGAACAGUCUGAAAUAUGUUCUCAUCUCCUGCAAACCAAUCUCAAGCAACUCUGUUUUUUCUGCAUAUCUGUUUUUCCUUUCUAUUAAAUAGCCUUUUAAAUAAUCAUCAAUAGAGAUCAAGUUAUCCACGUUAAAAGGAGCCCUGUCUUCCACAAACUUCAUCUUCAUCUCAUGUGCUCCCAUUUCAAACAUACUGAAAAAUGCAGCAGACCACUCGUUCACAACUCUCUUGAAGGUAGGUUGAUCAAUGGGGUUGAACAUUUUGAAGCAGUCUUUAUAGGAUGCUUUUUCAUCUCCAUAUAUCUGGCAUUAAUUAAACGAUAUAUAUGUCACAAAAUAACCAUAAAAAAUAGUGUUGUGGAGUUUAUAAAUUGUAAACCUCGAAUGUGAAAGCCAUGGGGAUGUUUGCAACUUCAAACAUGUAAUCUGUUGUUGUACCAUGUGCUAGAUAUCUAUUAAACACAUAUCCUCCCCCUGAUCCAACCACACAACGAUCUUCACAAUGAAGGUGAUUCAAUGUUUCAAGCAUCAACUUCAUUUUCUCAGAUUGCUCUCCAGGAGGUGUAGUGUUUUUAUGAUCAUAAGGCAUAAACAGAGCCU
Molecule: messenger RNA, 2975 nt
Organism: Lactuca saligna
Lineage: Eukaryota; Viridiplantae; Streptophyta; Magnoliopsida; Asterales; Asteraceae
Source: the annotation of a GenBank genome assembly